GAGAGAGUAUGCUUUACUUGCUGUUGAAGUCGGUAUUGAUGACGGACCAGACCAGGUCGAGUUGGCAUAAAAGCUGGCAAGCGUUGAAGUUGAUGACACAAUCACUGUCGACCAGGGUCACAUCCGUUGUUGUAGCAAUCACAAGAGCCAAGCAUGAUUCGUACGAGGCAGCGGGGAGGUCACUUGCUUUUUGUAACUGCUGCUGCUGCGCUCGUCGACACGCGAGACGAAUGCGUCAAGCUCGGGUCGUCAUUAGCUUAGAUCGCAGCCCUGCACUGAAGAGCGUCCUCUAGUGAAGAAGGUUUUGCAGGUCGGCUCACACAUUCCUCCCACUUCUGUCCAGAGGGUUCGUUACCUGAUCGUGGACUGGUGUGAGCGCUGGUUAUGAUUCUGUUAUUCAACCACAGAGCCCAUUUGUUUCAUCUGUGAGCGUGUACGCGCACCGACUGGGUUGAUCUGGUCCGGUGCAUCUAUUGGGUCGUACCUUGCCAGAUUGGCCAGCACAACUGUUCCCCAAAACUAGCCGCUUUCAGCGUUAAAGGAUUACCUCGGAGACCUUCAUUUCCCUUAGAUUCAUAUUGAACGACGAUUACUGGAGUCUUGUAAUAAAUAUUUUCAAGCGCCUUCAACUUCCCUCUUUCUGUUAAACGCGUUACUCACUUGCACCUCUCUUUUUCUGCCAUUGGUAGCAUUUCAACAGAAUCCUCCAGAACGCUUCAAUCACUCCACAGAAUCGCGAGAAGCGUGUUCAAGGGUGUAUCAGAUACACCACUGACAAUUGUGGAUCUUAGGAAGGAUUCACAAGAUGGAGUCGAAGAUCGUUCCAGUUACAGGAUCAACUUUGGUUUGUUUGGCCGCAGCAUUGCUGUUUCUGGUGGGAGUGAUGAGAAGAUGCUGGUUUGGUGAGAAGUCUCUGCCCCCAGGGCCAACUGGAUGGCCAGUUGUGGGAUCGCUCUACUCGUUGGGGCCUAGAAACAUUCCUGCGUGUCGAAGGUUUGCCGCUUUAGCUGCCAAGUAUGGUGCACUCAUGUUCCUGCGAAUGGGUUCGCGUCCAACUGUCGUCAUAUCCGACUCUACAACAGCCAAGGAGUUCUUCAAGAGUCAAGACAACAAUUUCUCAUCCCGGCCGCGGCUGGCCACUGGCAAACACUUCGGAUACGACUACAGUAGCGUGGUGUUUUCCAGCGGAGAAAAAUUUACAGAGAUGCGACUUAUCUACAGCGCUGAGCUGCUCUCCUCGACAAACGUGAAGAAGCUAGCGCCGGUGAGGAUGGAGGAAAUCCGAUUCCUAAUGGCCGACGUUUUGCGUCGUUCAGAGAGUGAAAGACUCGGUGAUCGUCCCCACGCGACCGAAGGACUCAUCAACAUAACCUCCAUGGUGUUCAAAGCGAAUCUGAACUUGAUGGGGCGAAUCAUUUUCAGUCAGAGCCUGUUUGGAGACUCCGGGACGGUGAAUGCCACGCCAAAAGAAGUUGAGAACUUCAAGUUCUUUGUCAAAUCUGCAACAAGACUGGUGGGACUGUUCAAUGUCGGCGACUACAUACCCGCGCUAAGAUGGUUGGAUCUACAAGGAGUGGAGGGAGACUUGCAGCGCUUGAAACCGCAUCAAGAAGGUCUCCUUCUUCCGAUCAUUCAUCAGUACCGGAAGAUGCACCAUAGUGCGGAAGGGUUCUCCAAGCAGGAGGACAGGCGGGUAGACUUCAUCGCUGCUUUAGUGGCCAAAUACAGCACUUUGUCCGAUGAGAAUAUCAUGGCUGUUGCUAUUGACCUGAUUGUGGGGGGCAGCGACAGUGCAUCCACUGCCGUGGAGUGGGGCAUGACCGAGCUACUCCGACAUCCCCACUAUUUGCAAGAGGUGCAAGCUGAAUUGGAUGCAGUGGUGGGUCGAGACAGGCUAGUGGAGCUGUCCGAUUGUGACAAACUGCCAUUCUUAGACUGCGUGGUAAGAGAAACCUUGCGGCUUCACCCACCAUCUCCCUUGGCCAUUCCCCACUACAGCAGCCAAGAAUGCACUCUAGGUGGGUGCCGAAUCCCUGCAAAAACAACAGCCUAUGUAAAUAUACACGCCAUACAUCGAGAUCCCAAGGUUUAUACAAACCCAAAUGAGUUCCAGCCGAAGAGGUUCAAAACCUUGCCAUCAAUGCAAGUGAUGGCUCAGAAUUGCGAGAGCAUCCCAUUCUCCGCGGGCCGAAGAGCGUGCCCAGGACAAAAAUUCGCUUUCCCCACUGUGAUGCUCAUGCUCGGUAACCUACUGCAAUGCUUCAGUUGGUCUCCCCCACCUGGCAUCAGAGGCGAGGACAUCGAUGUGGACGAGGCUCCGGGAGUUGUUUGCUCCCGUCUUAAGCCAUUGGUGGCUUCAGCGACACCAAGAGUGGAGAAAAGCGUCAUCCUCGACCAUAAGUAGAGAAGGGUAACACAGAGAAGGUUCAGUAAUAACAACAUGAGCAGCUAAUUCAGAUGUUAAUAUUCAGGUUUUUCUUCUAUUUUUAUUUUAUUUUUUUGCCUUAUAUUGUAAAACGGCUUAAUAAGAUGGUCUUGAUAAAUGAUACAUCGAAGCUCACUGUAUCACAAAUACGAGAAUAAUAAGAUGUAUAGAUAAUUUCUAGGUAUUUCUAAUACCUGACUUGUAGUUUCCAGUAAUGACGAUAUAGUUGUUUCAUUCCUGUCGGAAGAAUUUCAA
This is a messenger RNA of Physcomitrium patens, 2680 nucleotides long. Its product is annotated as flavonoid 3'-monooxygenase CYP75B137. NCBI's taxonomy places the organism in Eukaryota, Viridiplantae, Streptophyta, Bryopsida, Funariales, Funariaceae. Gene Ontology annotation, molecular function: iron ion binding; oxidoreductase activity, acting on paired donors, with incorporation or reduction of molecular oxygen; monooxygenase activity. The record is from RefSeq and is a predicted model, not a curated record.